Molecule: messenger RNA, 3133 nt
Organism: Solea senegalensis (Senegalese sole)
Lineage: Eukaryota; Metazoa; Chordata; Actinopteri; Pleuronectiformes; Soleidae
Product: carboxylesterase notum2-like
Exons: 13
Coding region: 335-2116 (593 amino acids)
Molecular function (GO): hydrolase activity
Source: RefSeq, a predicted model, not a curated record
CAACCUGCCAUUUAGAAGUGUGCAGCGGACGACCUGGAAGGGGAAGCGACUGUAGUACCUCCCCUCAUGGUGUGUCGUCAGCAGUUUUAUCUAAGAGCUUGGCAGGAGCUGCACAAGAAAACAGGAGGAAAUCUGAUCCAUAUAUGGUGGCACUAUAAAGCAUGCAGCGGAUUUGCAGCCUUCAUCAAAACCUGGUCAAGACUACAUCACUGCUCAUGACUGGCAUCCUCCACUCACACCUGACAAGUGCACGUUGAACUUUUCACUCCUUCCUCAGCAUCUGCCUGAAUCCAGAGGCGCCUCAACCACAAGAGCUGAUUCUUCUUAGAGAGACAUGAAGUUACUAGGCCAGAUUGCUUUCUUGCUCCUGCUUGGGGGAAUCUGUUGUCAGAACAACCGUAAUGCUAAAUCAGGUGGUAAGUCCACAAAGAAGGCUGGUGGGAGCCAAGGAGGUGAUGUGGGCCAGUCAGCUCCUGUGGUGGAUCUGACUCCCGGAAGCACUGGUGGUACUGGAAGCACAAGAAGCAAUGAGGGCAACGUAGGCACAAGAGGGACUGGAGGAAAUGGAGGUGCUGGAGGCUCUGGAAGCACAAGAGGUACCGGAGGAACUGGAGGUGCUGGAGACAGUGGAAGCACAAGAGGCACCGGAGUAACUGGAGGCAGUGGAAACACAAGAAGCACAGGAGGAACUGGAGGUGCUGGGGGCAGUGGAGGCACACGAGGCACUGGAGGCGCUGGAGGUGCGGGAGGAACUGGAAGCACAAGAGGCUCUGGAGGCUCAGCUGAAGCAGGACGGGAGGGUGCUGCAGGAGCUCGAGCAGCUGGACAGCAGACAGAUGACAUGAGGCUGCACUUCCUCAAGAACAGCCAGGUUACAUGUAAUGAUGGAACAGCAGCUGGGUUUUACCUCAAGGAGUUCAGAGGAAGCCGACGAUGGUUGUUAUUUCUGGAAGGCGGCUGGUGCUGCUACAGCAAAGAGACCUGUGAUUCCAGGUACCAAAAUAUCCCACGACUAAUGAGCUCAUCAGCUUGGCCCCAGACAAAAAGAGGGACUGGAAUCAUGUCCUCUCAAGUGGAGUCAAACCCACACUGGUAUAAUGCAAACAUUGUAUUCAUCCCGUACUGUUCCAGUGAUGUAUGGAGUGGCACUGGACCAGCACCGACCCCUCCUCCACGGGCGCGACAAGGCAAAGAAAAAGAACGAGAGAGGAAUGUAAAUGCAACUGAGUACACCUUCAUGGGAUCCCUGAUCAUCCGCGAGGUCAUCAAAGACCUCAUCCCCAAAGGAAUCAAGCAGGCCAAGGUUGUAAUGCUGUCUGGCACCAGUGCUGGUGGGACAGGUGUUUUGCUGAACAUCGAGAGGGUGGCCAGUCAGCUGGAGCAGCUUGGCGCAGAGGCUCAGGUCCGAGGCCUUGUCGACUCCGGCUGGUUCAUAGAGAGUAAGCAGCAGAGAUCGCCAAACUGUCCAGAGACUGUUUCCUGCUCACCUGAAGAUGCCAUCAAGAUUGGACUCAGGCUGUGGAAUGGGGUUGUACCCGAUAGGUGUCGGCAGCUCUACAAGAGAGGAGAGGAGUGGCAGUGCUUCUUUGGACACAAACUCUUCUCUACUUUGACCUCCCCUCUGUUUGUCGUGCAGUGGCUGUUUGAUGAGGAGCAGCUGAGGGUGGAGAACAUCUACGUCGGAGGACAGAGUCUGUCUGAGGAGCAGUGGCAGUACAUCCAGAACCUGGGCAGGGAGCUCAAAAACUCCCUGAGAGAUGUCACGGCUGUGUUUGCUCCAUCUUGCCUCUCCCACACUGUGUUGACUAAAAGUAACUGGAUGACCUUUCAAGUUAAAGGGACCUCUCUGCCACGGGCCCUGCACUGCUGGGACCGGAGUCUGGAGGCAACACGCAACAACAGGACCCCUUCCAAAGGUUGUCCUUUCCACCUGGUCGACACCUGCCAGUGGCCCCAGUGCAACCCCACCUGCCCAGCCUUGGUGGACCAGGCCACCCAGCAAAAGCUUACAUUGCUCCAGAUGCUUGUAGCCAUGGGCCUUGACCCACAGAGGCUGGGCUUGGAUCCCCAAGGAGAGGAAGAUUCUCUUGUCAGCAUGGUCAGCAAUGGUGGCUAAAGUGGGGAAAAAAAGUGGAAAGCAGAUUUAGAGGAAGCCACGUGCAGGCUUAACCAAGGGGAGAAGAGUGUGUUGAAAUUUUUAUGUAACCAUAGAAAUAGUACGUGAAUCUGGUUACUAUGUCUCGUGCUGCACAGCAUUCCAUUAUGCUCCAUGUGUCUGUUCAAUUGGUGGCUGGUGGGUGUGUCACUGUGUCCAUGUUUCUGAGUGGUUUUGCACUCCCUCUACUGGACACCAGGGGAAAGAGAUUUGGUCCCAGAGUAAAUCUGUUUCAGUUGUACUGGUGGAGGAGGUUUACAUUUUAGUCGGUGGUUGGACAUUCCCCAUCGCCAUCUUUUCAUCAACAUGAAAAUUCAACUUCAGAUCACAGUAGCAGAGUUAUUACUGUUGCUGCUCCUGCAAGAUGCCACAGUUAUAUAUAUAUAUAUAUGAAAAAGAGACACUUGUACACGAUAUAGUACAGCUGUUAGUAUUUAAAAUGGCUUUCAUUGAAUAAUUUAUUCUUUGUACCUGACUGCAGUAUUUUAAUACGAUAACGAAAACACUGCACCAACACUACACAAUAUUAUAGAUUGUGACUGUUAAGUUUUAGACUUUAGCUUCUGAUGCUACUUAUAUAAAGUAUAUAUUUUGCACACACCCAUGCAUGCACGCUCAUCUCUUACACUUGAUACACGUGAUAAGUAUAACUUGCACAGGACAAUAUAUGACAAAUACAUAUAAAAACAAACUGUCGGUUUACCUAUUUUUAUAAAAACCCUGUGGUAAUUCACCACUCAGCUGUUAGGAUUUGUGUCUAUAGUGACACAUGAAGACAUAAUACAGACUAUAUGUAUUACAAUUCUUCUUUAUUAGCAUUUAAUAAUAUUUUAUUGUCAUAUUUUGUCAGGUACAGCUACAAAUGUGUAUCCUUUUAUUUCUUCUAAGUACUGUAAUAACUAUGUCAUAUAAUACAUAUAUAACUAAUAUUGAGUUGGUGCACAUGUUGAAACUUGGGAAAUAAAAAUAUGACUGGUC